Molecule: messenger RNA, 4400 nt
Organism: Betta splendens (Siamese fighting fish)
Lineage: Eukaryota; Metazoa; Chordata; Actinopteri; Anabantiformes; Osphronemidae
Gene: washc5
Product: WASH complex subunit 5
Exons: 29
Coding region: 594-4073 (1159 amino acids)
Biological process (GO): endosome fission; regulation of actin nucleation; actin filament polymerization
Cellular component (GO): endosome; WASH complex
Source: RefSeq, a predicted model, not a curated record
GGCCUGUGAAGUAGCACAUUAGCUGUGGACUGAAGGGCACAGCUUGUUACGUUUGCCUUUUUAGUCGUUUUAACGCACGCUCGUUGUCCUGAUCGACAUCCGCAAAUCAACGCAUCCAUGCGGAGUCAGAGACCCGCUGUCACGCACCGUCAGACGCGCACAGCCGGGUUUCAGUGGAUCUUUGUCGCCAUCUAGAGGCCGACGUGUAGAUUCUACACUCUGGACUGCGGUGAAAUCUGCUGAGCCGUCUUGUUGUUUAGCGAUCAGCAGAUGUAGGCUAUAGAGUGGUAUGACAUGAUCCACCUGGAAUCUAACCAGAGGAAAAUACUAAAACACUGAUUUAAAAUGCGUGUUGUGAUAAAUAUAAUAAUUACACAAAUGUCUGAGCUUUUAUCGAAGUUGCGUCUCCGCACGUCUCCGCCGCGCUGCCUAAAUCAAGCGCACCCGGCAACAGAGUCAUGUGGUUGGUCAUGAGGAAGUAAACAGGGAAGAGAAGAAGAGCGUAAAAGCAUUUUCAUCUUUUUGAACGGUUUAUUUCCAGGCAGCAACACACAGACAGCUGGAACACCUGCCCCGCAUCUUCUUCAGGCGCUAUGGUGGACUUCCUGGCAGAGAAUAACCUGUGUGGCCAGGCCAUCCUCAGGAUUGUCUCCAGGGGAAACGCCAUCAUUGCUGAAGUCCUGCGCCUCUCCGACUUUGUUCCUGCAGUUUUCAGGCUAAAGGACAAAAGUGACCAGCAGAAAUAUGCAGACAUCAUAUGUGACUUUAGCUACUUUAAGGGUCCAGAGUAUUACGAGGGGAAGCUGGAAGCAAAACCCGAGCUUCAAGACCUAGAUGAGGAGUUUAGAGAAAAUAACAUAGAGAUUCUUUCACGGUUCUAUCUGGCUUUUGAGAGUGUCCACAAGUAUAUAGUGGAUCUUAACAGAUAUCUGGAUGACCUACAUGAGGGUGUUUAUAUUCAGCAGACCCUGGAGACUGUUCUUCUAAAUGAGGAUGGAAAACAGCUUCUAUGUGAGGCGCUCUACCUGUACGGAGUCAUGCUGCUGGUUAUUGACCAAAAAAUUGAAGGGGAAAUAAGAGAGCGGAUGCUUGUGUCCUAUUAUAGAUACAGUGCCGCCCGAUCAUCAGCCGACUCCAACCUUGACGACAUCUGCAAGCUCCUGCGCAGCACAGGCUACUCCAGCCAGCCUGGAGCCAAGCGACCAGCCAACUACCCAGAGAGCUACUUUCAGAGAGUCCCAAUUAGCUCCACUUUUAUUAGCAUGGUCAUAGGGAGGCUGCGCUCGGACGACAUCUACAACCAGGUGUCUGCGUAUCCUCUGCCAGAACAUCGUAGCACGGCGCUGGCGAACCAGGCCGCUAUGCUGUAUGUCUGCCUCUUCUUCAGUCCCUCUAUACUGCACACCCAGCAGGCCAAGAUGAGGGAGAUAGUGGACAAAUACUUCCCUGACAACUGGGUUAUCAGUAUCUACAUGGGCAUCACAGUGAACCUAGUGGAGGCUUGGGACCCAUACAAAGCUGCCAAGACUGCUCUCAACUACACCCUGGACUCUGCUAACAUCAAAGAGCAGGCCACUCGAUAUGCAGCUAGCAUGGAGAGCCUGAGGCCUCAGGUGCAGCAGCUGCUGAAGGAAGGUUUCCUCCGGGAGGAGAUCAUCCUGGACAACAUUCCCAAACUACUGAACUGCCUGAGGGAUUGUAAUGUUGCUAUCCGCUGGCUGAUGCUGCACUCUGCAGAAUCAGCUUAUGAUCCAAACAACAAGCGGCUGCGUCAGAUUAAAGACCAAGUGCUCAGUGACUCCAAGUACAACCCAAAGAUCCUGUUUCAGCUUCUGCUUGACACGGCUCAGUUUGAGUUUACGCUCAAAGAGAUGUUCAAGCAGAUGUUGUCAGAAAAGCAGAUCAAGUGGGAGAACUACAAGAAGGAAGGAUCAGAGAGAAUGACUGAGCUUGCCGAAGUCUUCUCUGGCGUCAAACCUCUCACCAGGGUUGAGAAAAACGAGAACUUGCAGGCCUGGUUCAGAGAAAUAUCCAAGCAGAUUGAGUCUUUGAACUAUGAGGACUCUACAGCUGCCGGGCGGAAGACUGUCCAACUCAUACAGGCUCUUGUUGAGGUCCAGGAGUUCCACCAGCUGGAGUCUAACCUGCAGGUCUGUCAGUUUCUGGCUGACACCAGGAAGUUUCUGCAUCAAAUGAUCCGCACUAUUAAUAUCAAAGAAGAGGUCCUCAUUACGAUGCAGAUAGUCGGGGACCUGUCCUAUGCGUGGCAGAUAAUUGACAGCUUCACGACCAUCAUGCAAGAGAGCAUCCGAGCCAAUCCGUCCAUGGUCACAAAGCUUAGAGCUACAUUUCUGAAGCUGGCGUCGGCGCUGGAUCUUCCGCUGCUGCGAAUCAACCAGGCAAACAGUGCUGACCUGCUGAGUGUCUCGCAGUUCUACUCGGGCGAGUUGGUGGCUUACGUCAGAAAGGUUCUUCAGAUCAUCCCUGAAAGCAUGUUUACGUCCCUGGCCAAGAUCAUCAAGCUGCAGAUCCACGACAUCAUGGAGGUGCCCACGCGGCUGGAUAAAGACAAGCUCAAGGACUACUCUCAACUCGCAGCUCGCUACGAAGUAGCUAAGCUCACGCAUGACAUCUCCAUCUUCACUGAGGGAAUCCUGAUGAUGAAGACCACCCUAGUUGGGAUCAUAAAGGUGGACCCCAAGCAGCUUCUUGAGGAUGGCAUCAGAAAAGAGCUGGUGAAGAGGGUCGCGUUUGCGCUACACAAAGGGCUGAUCUUCAACCCUAAGGCUAAGUCCAGUGAGCUGAUGCCCAAGCUGAAGGACAUGGCCGCCACAAUGGACGGCUUCUACAGGUCGUUUGAGUACAUCCAAGACUAUGUCAGCAUUUAUGGCCUUAAAAUUUGGCAGGAGGAAGUGUCUCGCAUCAUCAACUACAAUGUGGAGCAGGAAUGUAACAGCUUCCUCAGGACCAAGAUCCAGGACUGGCAGAGUGUGCAUCAGUCCACCCACAUUCCCAUCCCCAAGUAUCCCCCUGUUGAUGAAUCUGCCACCUUUAUCGGCCGUCUCUGCAGAGAGAUCCUUCGUAUUACAGAUCCAAAGCUAACGUGCUACAUUAACCAGAUGAACACCUGGUACGACCUGAGGAGCCACCAGGAGGUGACCAAUAACAGGCUGUUCUCUGAGAUCCAGAACACUCUGGGUACUUUUGGCCUGAAUGGACUGGACCGGCUUCUGUGCUUCAUGAUCGUCAGGGAGCUGCAGAACUUCCUGACAGUGCUUCAGAAGACCAUCCUAAAGGACAAAGCUGUGUUGGAUGUCUUUAAAACCCUGCUGAGUUCUGUCAACCCAGUCCAGGGCAUUGUGGCAAAUGCCAGCAAAGUGUAUGCAACAGCUGUGGCCAAAACCCAGAAGAUCUGGGGCGCGUAUCUGGAGGCCAUCAUGAAGGUUGGGCAGAUGCAGAUUCUCAGACAGCAGAUUGCAAAUGAGCUCAACUACUCAUGCAAGUUUGACUCCAAGCACCUGGCUGCUGCCCUGGAAAACCUCAACAAGUCUCUACUGGCAGACAUUGAAGCUCACUACCAGGACCCAUCGUUGCCCUACCCUAAAGAAGACAACACUCUCCUGUAUGAGAUCACUGCCUACCUGGAGGCUGGCGGGAUUCACAAUCCACUCAGUAAGAUCUACAUCACCACAAAGCGCCUGCCUUACUUCCCCAUCGUCAACUUCCUGUUCAUUGUUGCUCAGCUGCCUAAACUUCAGUACAGCAAAAACCAAGGAAUGACCUGCAGGAAAGCCGCUGACCCGGUCGAUUGGCCUCCGCUCGUACUCGGCAUGCUCACCCUCCUCAAGCAGUUCCACUCCAGAUACACUCACCAGUUCCUGGCUCUUAUUGGCCAGUUCAUCCGCUCCAUCAUGGAGCAGUGCACAAGUCAGAAGAUUCCUGACAUGCCAUCUGAUGUAGUGGGAGCUCUGAUGUUCCUCGAAGACUAUGUGAAGUACACAAAACUGCCCCGCAAGGUGGCUGAAGCUCAUGUGCCCAGUUUCAUUUUUGAUGAGUUUCGGACGAUACUGUGAAGAUGAAGGACUGAAAAUCUUUUUUUUCCUGCAGACAGUUUGACUUGACUUUUUGUUUCAGUUUGACUUUAUGUCCCUGCAAACACUGGUGUUAACAGUGAGACUGAUUUGUUUCUCUACGUCUAACAUAAACUAAAGUGCAGUAGUUUUGUGGAUGGAGCCCUAAAAAUGUGUGUAUGUGUGUAUGUUUCAGAAAGACACCUGCAUUGUUUAUUAAUGACUUAAUGCACUAAUAGUAGAUUGUAUAUAGAUAAAAAUGACCAAUUAAUUAACUUGUCGGCUUUGUAUUUUAAAAUGUAAUUAACAAAUAAAUACUUUUGUUCAUUA